Molecule: messenger RNA, 2268 nt
Organism: Engraulis encrasicolus (European anchovy)
Lineage: Eukaryota; Metazoa; Chordata; Actinopteri; Clupeiformes; Engraulidae
Exons: 3
Coding region: 113-1717 (534 amino acids)
Molecular function (GO): GTP binding
Source: RefSeq, a predicted model, not a curated record
CUUCAGCUGUCCAGAGUACUGAGCAGGAGAGCCCAACGAAGACCCGUGAGCAACAGUUGCCUAUUGCUGCAGAUACCGUACAAGACAGGACUUCUCUGUAGCCAGCAUCACCAUGGCAAUGAUCAAAUCUGGGUCUACAUUCAAGGAUAUCAUCUCCAAAAGUACUCAGGUCAGUUGGGGACAUCCCAAUGUCUAUCAGAUGAACCCAAAAACCAAAUCCAAAGAUGACACCAAGAUCACACGUCUGACAAUUGGUGAAAAAAAAAAGAAUUGCGUAAACAAGACCAUCUUGCUUGUGGGUGAAACAGGGAGUGGGAAAUCUACUCUGAUCAACGCUCUAGUGAACUACACCAUGGGAGUGACAUGGAAGGAUGAAGUCUGGUUUCAGGUGGUAAAAGAAGAGGGGAAAAGUCAAGAUAAGAGUCAGACAGCAGAUGUGAUCGUGUAUGAAGUCUUCGGUUUUGAGAAGGAAGAGGCCCCCUUCUCUCUCACCCUCAUAGACACCCCUGGGUACGGAGACACCAACGGGACCAAAGAGGACGAUAUUGUUACUGACAGGUUGUAUGAUUUGUUUAGCUCGCAAGACGGAAUCAAGGAAAUAGCUGCCGUGGGUUUAGUGGUGAAGGGGUCAGAAAAUCGCUUAAGUGACCGGUUGAUGUACAUCUUAAAUUCUGUGAUGUCUCUAUUUGGGGAAAACAUGGAGAAAAAGAUCCUUAUAUUCAUCACACACAAAAGCGGCUCGACAGCUAAUGUACUCAACGCUCUGAAAGGCAUUAAAUGUUGUAAAACUGAGAGUAAACAACCCAUUCACUUCACUUUUAAUAACCGCCAGCAUGAGGAACGUAUAGAGGAUGAUGAAGAUGAGUUAAAGCUGCAUUUUUCAAUAUCAGAAAAAGCAAUGAAGCGACUCAACACCUUUCUGAAAGAAAAUAAACCACAGAAUAUUGAGGAUUCUCUGAUGGUGUUAACGGAACGGAAAAGACUGCCUGCCUGCAUCCAAAAUCUGAGAGAGAGAAUUAAUGAUAUUCCACUUAAACAAAAAGAAAUCCAACAGACUAAGGAUGCUGUGAAGAAAUGUGAGGCUGGAUUGCAAGACGAAGUAGAAUUUGAUGAGCCGUACAAAACCACAGAAUGUAUCACAGGUGGGAGGUGGGGUUUUUUAUGGUGUUAUAAUGAUGGAGCCACCCGCUGUACUUACUGUAAGGAAAAUUGUCACUUUCGAUGCACACAUGCAAUAUCAGCACCAUGGUGUAAGGUUAUGAAGAAUGGGAGUUGCACUUCAUGCAGUAACAAGUGUGAUGUGUCCCACCAUGUGAAAGACACAAACAAAUAUGUAACCAAGACGAGAAAAAAGAAGAUGCCUCUAGUCGAGGUGAAAGAGAAGUAUGGCAUGUUUGAAAGGGAGUACAGAGACCACAAAGCCAGAGUAGACAGAAAUAUGACCCUUUUGGACAUCCUUGAAAAACAAAUGAAAGAUGAGACAGAUGAGAAGCUAGACUUUCUGGCUGAGGCCUACCGACAUAUCAUCCGGCUGGAUGAGAUCGCCCUGAAUAAAGAUUCAGUGCACGUUUAUAAACACUUGGAUUUCCUCAUUGAAAAGUUGAACGAGGAGAAAAAGGAGGAACAUGGAGAGAUGGUUGAGAAACUGAAGGACAUUAAAAAACGAAUGGGUCCCAAAACAGAAGAAGCAAUGCUGUACAUGUGCAAAGACAAGUAGCAUGGAAAGCAGAUUAACAAUGACGUUCAAGUGAAGAAUGUCACUGUUAGGCCCUACCUGAAAAAAGACUGCUGUAGUUAGUCAUUAUAAUUUAGUGAAACAGUGUUUCCUUUAUUUACUUUAAAAAACGUAAACUUACUAGGCUAUUGAUUUUACCACAUGAAUGUCAAGACUAUUUUAUCAAACUAUAGAAGUGAGCAUCUAAUAUGUUGGAAAAAAUAUAAAAAUAACACACAAACACUGUAUUUCUGUAUCUGCUGUUUUGUGGGAGUUUUAAAAUAGUUCUUAUUGUUAAAGCCAUUAGAAUGUUUGAUCAUACAGUUCUUUCUAAGUCUAAUCUGUGGGAGUGAUGAAUAAAAAAGGGGAAAUACCUUUCUGUAGCUUCCGGCUAUGUAGGUUCUUCCAUGUAAUAAUUAAUUUCACUGAAGCCAUGGAAAUGGUUUACUGUAUUUAUGCAACAAAUGCUGUGAAGACUCAUGGAAAUCGUUAACUGUAUUCAUGGAACAAAUGCUGUAAGGACAUAUUUUAAUCAACUCACUUCAGUAAACUAU